UCUGCAGUUGUGCCGCUGCGAUUGUUAGCGGUUGACUGUGCUUGCACAGAAUGUGAAUUAGAUGAACUGUUGCUCACUUGUUUCGGCGGUAGGGAACGGUGUGUACCACUGUCAUCAUUUUAAGAGUGCCGCAACGGCGCCGCCCCAUCGCCGUCGUCUGCAAAAGCGCGCGCCCGUAUGCUCAAAGCGGCUGUCCGUGACAGAAACUGCGAAUGUAAACAACCUAAUGCAACCUGCGUCGUUGCAGCGAUAUAGGCAGUAGCAAUGUCAAAAAAUGCCAAGGAUAAAGAGAAGCCCUUGGAGAGAAUCAAGUCGUUGUUCGGGCUCGGCAAAGCGUCUUCACCAGCAGUGCCUCGGCUGGAAGAGCAUGCCAUCGACCUCGAAGUUCUGAAGGAACUGGGCAGCGACUGCUCCGUGGCUCAGCGCCUGAAGGUGAUCAAGGAACUUACGGAGGUGGUGCGCACCCGUAGACUGGCCCAGGGAGCAGCAGAGAGCCUGUAUAGCCUGACUUGUGACCUGCUGAACCCAGCUCACGGCACCGAGGUGCGCCAUGUGGUGCUUAACUUCUACUGCACUUUGGUUCGAGCCCAGCGGGACCCACUUGACAUCAUCAGGGCUCACUGCUUCAACCUGGUGUUGGACCUGUCGUUGCCCGAGGAUUUGCCCUUAAGAUUGGAGCUGGUGCGUCUACUGACGGACAACGGGAAAUGCUUGAACCUUUUUGAAGAGCAGGCUGGUACAUUUCUGGUUCGAUGGAUGCCUGAGGUUUUGAGUGCUGGUAGGGCACAAGAGCUGCUGCCACUGCUUGUGAACGUGAUACGUUUCAACUCGUCUUUCCUCGACCGGACCACCAUAAUGGGAUUUGUGCAGAACACCUGCAUCCUGUGCUGCCGCACCAAUUCGGAGCUAGACGUCAAGAAGGGUUUGGAGCUGCUGGACAGCGUGGUGGGCUAUGGUAUGGUCAGUGCAGAGCUGCUUGGCCACCUGGUACCUACGGCUUGCCGCACAGUGGUGGUGGCACCUUUCUCAGAGCCUAGCUGGCGACUGAUGCGCAACUUGUUGGGCACCCACCUGGGUCACCGCACCAUUGGCUAUCUCUGCCGCUUGCUUGAGGACAGGUCCAAUGCGUGUGAUACCAGUCUGCUGAAAGGGGCAGUGUUCUUUGUGGGCGCUGCCCUGUGGAGCCCAAAUUCUGUGAACACACUGCAUCAUACAGCUGCGGGUGUGCUCCCUUCGCUGAGUCGGGCCGUGGACAGUGACAGGGCUCAUCCGUCAGUUGCCUAUGAGGCAGCUGUGUGCCUGCAGUGGCUGCUGGGCGAGGGUGCACCCCCACUGGGGCCAGUUGCCUGGGAUGCCAUUCUGAACCUUCUGGCCACUCUUCUAACUUUCCCACAGGACAAAUCUGGAGGACGGCAACUUCAGCAAAUGGCUCAUGAGUUGCUGACACGUGUGGAGCUGUUUUAUGACCAGGGCACCUUUGAGGGCAGUGCCACACAUCUCUUUGAGCUGGUCGACCAAGCAGCACCACUUCGUCCCGAAACGUCACUGCUGCGGCUGGUGGAGUUUCGAACCCAGCAAGCGGAGCUGUGCCCACUGCGCUGGGCAAGCCACAUUGCCGAGCUUCUGGAGCGGUUCUUGAACCCCAAGAUGGCAACGCCAGCUGUGCGACUGCACCUCAUCGAUCUCCUUGCUAGCCAUCGGCAUGUCUGUGAGGCGGAUGAACUGGUGGAAAAAGUGCUGCUGCCGCACGUGUCUCCACUUGAAACGGAACCUGCCGUGGCUGCCCGUGCUGUACGUCUUCUGGCUGAUGUGUUGCUGCGGGAUGACCUAUCCAGCCAGCACACAGCUGAUCUUCUUGACCUGCUGGGAAAGGUGCUGGUGCGUGAUUGGCUACCUGCGGAGUUGGUGACACUUGAGGCUGCAGUUGAAGGCCUGUGUCAUCUGUUCCAGGCACAUGUGUGUGAUGGACAGCCGACAGUAGCAGUGUCAGUGCUGCAUCUGCUGUCCCAGCACCUGCACCAGCAGUGCCAGGGAGGGAACCCACCGGCUGAGCUGGCUCCACUGCGGCUGCAGUUGGUGCAGACAAUGGUGGCAUUGCGCACGAGCGCCCUCUAUCAGGUGGGCCUGUACGAUCCUGCUACAGGGCAGGCGACCUUCAGCCGACAGCUCACCUGCACCUUCAGGGAAGGCUCUCCGUGUGCAAGUGUGGCGAGUGGGCAACAGCUCUGUUUCCGGGAGGCAAUGGAUGCCUUGCUGUGCUGCUUAAAAGAGGAGACUGAUGGGUCUGUGCUGAGCACACUGCUGCGAGGGCUUCCAGGCCUGCUGCGGGACCGGGCAGUGGUGUUAUGUGGCCAGCUUUCUCUGCGCCGUCUCUCCAGUUGGCUUUACACCCACGUGGCCGGUGACCGGCAGUUGUUGGACAAGGUGCGCGCUGCCGGUGGGGAGGCCCUGCUUUAUCCUGUAGCCAGUGCCUUGGUGUUAUAUCGAGAAGAGUUGGAUGCUCAAUCUCCACGCUGGCUGCUGCACGUGCUGGAAUCUGGUCUUGCCUGCAAGCCUGCUGCUGGGCUAUGCCUCCGAGCUCUUGCCCUGGCAGCCAUGGAGUUGCGACCUGCCAUGGCCAAGGUGCUUCCUGACCUGCUGCAGCGGCUGGCCCAGCUGUCACCAACUGUGGCAGUGUCGCUGCCUGUGCUUGAGUUCCUUGCCUGCCUGAUCCGUGUGCCUCAGCUGUAUGCCAGCUUUGUGGCUGCCCAGUACCGUAAGGUGUUUGCCAUCGCCCUGCCGUACACAAAUCCUGCAAGGUUUAGCGACGUAGUGGUGGCCCUGGCCCACCACUUGGUGGCACUGUGGUUUCUCAAGUGUCGGGUCACAUUCCGCAAAGACCUCGCUCCGUUCAUCAUGAAGAACUUGCGUGCCCAGCUUGAGCCCGGUGAAGAGGAAAGGCGAGAUCCCGCAGUGGUGAAGCUUCAGGAGGAGUUGCUGGCCACCCUGGGUGACCUUGUGGCCCAAUGCAGCUUUGGUAGCUGUGGGGCACAGCCACGGCGCUCGGGUGCAGCAGCAUUUUUGCUCGAGCAAGGCUGCGCCCAGAGCUGGCUGCUGCCUGGGCACCGGCUGGUCACCAUCACCACCAGUGGCUGUGCAGGCCGUCCAGCACGCCAGGGCCUCUGCGAACGUUGUGCCCUCUUCUGUCAGGAACCAGCACCUGGACCUGGGGAGGAAAUGAGUAUGCAUCAGCAUAAGCAGCCUCCUUUGCAGCAGCAGCAGCAACAGCAGCAGCAGCGACGAAGGCAUCAGUCAGAAGCUGCAGGUCGUGCGUCUGGGUUACGUCCCCUGCCAGUAACUCAGGAUGACCUUAGCCUUGAGCGCCGUGUAGUAAGUGGCCGACCAGGGCUGGUGCUGCGUCAUGUGUGUGGGUGCUGGUGCUGUGGCUGGGCUGAGGUGCUGGUGCGACGGCCUACGGGCAACACUGCCUGGCUGCUGCGCCUGCAGAAUGACCUGUUUCCUCGUGCAGCCACCAGCACUGAUUUUCCUUUGCCGGAUGUUGCAGGCCAUCUUUCGUUGUCACCUGGUGGACACAAACUGAUGAGGCAGCAAGUCGCGCUGCCAAUGUCAGUGAGCGGUCUCCAUUGCGUCGCACUAACUCAAGUCCUGAGGUGCCUGCUCAGGACUUGCCUCGGUGUGAGCGGUAUGACAGCAUUCCUGAAGAAAGCCAGCUACAGCGUCCACCACCAGGUUUACUGGGGCAGUAGAAGCCACUCUGCUAGGAGGAGCCUGGAAGGCUGGUCCCAUACAGCAGCGGCCCCUGCUAGCUCCUACAGGGAUAGAGGCCAUACUGUGUCCGGAGUGAGCCCAGCCUCAGACAGUGGAGCCGCUACAACCACUGCCUAUGUGGACAUCUACCGUUCUGGCAUGAAUCCAAGGUUUGUGUUCCUGCACCUGUUCCGGAGCCUUGGGCAGGCAGAGAGAGCCCUCCCACUACCAGAAUCAGAUGUGGAUCGAUCUGUGGGAGUGUUCGAUCACAUUCUGACCUACGAGACGCACAAGAUGGGCCUCCUGUAUGUCGGACCGGGGCAGUUAGGCCGCGAGCAGUGCAUUCUGUCCAACACGCAUGGUUCUGUGCGCUACACUGCCCUGCUGUUGGGGCUGGGUUCACUGGUGCGCCUCUCUGAGCUGGAUCCGCGUCGCACGUACUUGGGUGGCCUGGCCUGCUCGGGCGAGGAUGGCACCCACUGCCUCUGCUGGCAGGACGACGUCACCCAGGUGGUGUUCCACGUGGCCACACUGAUGCCUAAUAUGGAAAAUGACCGGCAGAGGGGCAACAAGAAGCGCCACAUCGGCAACGACUACGUUCACAUUGUAUACAAUGAAAGCAGUGAGCCCUAUGACCUGGCGACCAUUCGGGGGGACUGUCACUGUGUGUGUGUUGUUGUGCAACCUCUAAAGCUGGGCCACAACUUGGUGUCUCUGGUGGGAAAGCCUGAAGUCUUGGAAUUGCUGCGGCCACCACCUGAGCCGCAGCUGGUGCCCGACAGUAGCCUGGCGGUGUAUGUGCGCCAGACAGCCAUACAUGCUAAUGUGGCUUGUACCAGCCUUCACCGGUCACAAGCGGGCAGUUCUUAUGUCAACAACUGGCAUGAGCGGCUACAGCACUUGGAGCGGUUACGAGGUCGGCUUGAACGCAACACUGAACCUCCACCAGAUGACCUGGCAGACCUUUAAGACCCAUAUAAAGCAGCAGAUGAUAUUGCA
Molecule: messenger RNA, 4746 nt
Organism: Rhipicephalus microplus (southern cattle tick)
Lineage: Eukaryota; Metazoa; Arthropoda; Arachnida; Ixodida; Ixodidae
Gene: gig
Product: TSC complex subunit tuberin
Biological process (GO): negative regulation of insulin receptor signaling pathway; regulation of cell cycle; negative regulation of TOR signaling
Cellular component (GO): nucleus; TSC1-TSC2 complex; cytoplasm
Molecular function (GO): GTPase activator activity
Source: RefSeq, a predicted model, not a curated record